Messenger RNA from Juglans regia (Persian walnut), 873 nucleotides. RefSeq lists its product as uncharacterized. Gene Ontology annotation, molecular function: RNA-DNA hybrid ribonuclease activity; nucleic acid binding. The coding region runs from base 1 to 873 and encodes 290 amino acids. The record is from RefSeq and is a predicted model, not a curated record. NCBI's taxonomy places the organism in Eukaryota, Viridiplantae, Streptophyta, Magnoliopsida, Fagales, Juglandaceae. The transcript has a single exon.
AUGUUUCUCUGGAGAUCAGUUAAGGAAAUCCUUUCCACCAGAGUUAACCUGCACAAAAGGAAGAUCAUUGACUCACCAUUAUGCCCUAUAUGUUUACUUCAUCCAGAAACCGUAUCCCAUGCUCUAUGGAUGUGUAAAGUAGUUCAGAAUGUUUGGAAUAUUAGCUCAAGAAGAAUUCAAAAAAGUAAAACUGAGGAGGCACCUUUCUAUGAUUUACUUUCAAACCUCCUAUCCACACUUCCACCAGAGGAACAUACUAAAUUAGCUAUCACAGCUAAGGAAAUUUGGUUCAGAAGGAACAAGUUCAUUUUUGAAUCCAAAUUCGCCUCUCCCCAACAAGUCUUAAAACUGGUCUCCACUAGCAUUAUUGACUUGGAAGAGCUUGAAAGGAACCAGCAGAGGACAUCUCCUCAAAUUCAACGCACAGUUAGGUGGUGCAAGCCUCCAAACAAUUUCUACAAAUUAAACUGGGACGCAGCCAUUGACAAUGCUAAUUGCAAGGUGGGUAUCGGGGUAUCAAUUAGAGAUUGGUUGGGUCUCGUGACAGCAACUCUCAGAAGCCCUUGUAAUUCCUUUCAUGAUCCACUCUGGGGAGAAGCUUUAGCUGCCUUGCGAGCAGUACAGUUUGGUAUUGAACUUAGUCUGAAAUACGUCAUUUUCGAAGGGUACUCAAAACAAGUGGUACAUGGCAUAACUGGCGAAGCUGAAGACUGGAGCAUGGUGGGGUUGAUUUACCAAGAUAUCAAGAAACUUUUAGGCACUUACAUUUCUUGGUCUGUUAACCACGUUCCUAGACAAGCCAACACAGUGGCACAUUGUUUGGCAAAACGUUCUCUAGAUUUAUCUGAGGACUCAAUCCAUGUAGAAGAUUAA